Molecule: messenger RNA, 605 nt
Organism: Mycena citricolor
Lineage: Eukaryota; Fungi; Basidiomycota; Agaricomycetes; Agaricales; Mycenaceae
Source: the annotation of a GenBank genome assembly
GAAGGGGGAGGGGCUGCCAGUGGAUCGGGGCUGCGCGAUUGCAACGCGGGCAGCGGCUUGUCGGCUACAUGCGAGAGGCGUCGAUUUGGAAGAUCCACGGGGGCAGGCGAGGCGGAUGGCGGCUGGGGAAGCGUCUGUGAACGGGGAGGCGGAGAAUGCCGCGAGUGAGGAGACUGUUUCACCCGGCCGUCGUGACUGCCUCAUCUCAUCACGCUGUUGUCCCGUGGCCGCCUUCGAACUACUGCCCGUGUGAUUGUUGUGGCGUUGAGAGGCAGACGCCAAUGACAUCGGCCCUGACACACGCGGCCCUGUCGUCUUCGGAGCGGCAUCCUGGGCUUGCAGACUUGAGGCGAAGCGGGCGAAUAAGGGGGGCGGAGCGGCGUUCAGAAGGGGCGGCGGCGGGGGAUUGUCGGCUGGAGGCGGACCCGGGUCCACCUUCUUUUUGCGGAGGAAGCCAGCCAUCACACAAGUAGGGGAUUAUGUUGAGAGAUGGGCGGGGUGUCGAUCCCAACUACCAUGUAGGUGUGGAGGGGAUGCCGCACGCGCAGGCCGUAACAGCAGAAAAGUGUGGUUGUGAUGAAGUCGUGAUCGACGUCGAUGAAAAC